AUGAGAGAUACCUAUGCUGCUACUCUUGCUGCGAGAUCCUUUAGGACGUUUAUGGCAAUAGCUGCUCGCUUCGACCUGGAACUUAAGCAAUAUGAUGCUGUUAAUGCCUUCGUGAACGCCGAAUUGGACGAAGAAAUUUUUAUGAGAAUGGCUCCUAGAUAUCGUGAAUCUGGAAAGAUUUAUCAACUGAACAAAGCCCUCUACGGACUGCGUAGAUCACCACUUUUAUGGCAAAAGGAACUCACCAGCACCCUCAUAAAAUUGGGUUUCAAGGCCGUGCCUCAUGAACCGUGUUGCAUGUUAAAGUCUGGCGUCAUGCUGUUCUUUUAUGUGGAUGAUAUUGUUGUCGCGUACAAGAAGAGCCGCCAACUGGAAGCUAACUUGAUUCUGAAUCAACUUCGCGCCAAAUACAAUAUAUCUAGAGGAGAGGACCUGGAGUGGUUCCUAGGCAUGAGGAUCAUACGAGACCGAAGCAAUAAGAUGAUCUGGCUCAGUCAAGCCACCUAUAUCGACAAAAUCGCUAAGUUAGCUGACACUCAACAAGCUGAUGAUACACCAAUGUCCCGAGAAGAAUUGCUUCCAUACGAAGGAACGGCCACUUAUAAGAAGCAACAUCAAUAUCAACGCAAAGUUGGCUCAAUCAUGUACGCGGCAGUAAGCACUCGACCUGACGUGGCUUUUGCCGUCUCACGGCUUGCCCGGUUCUUGUCAAAUCCAGGACCCGAGCACCAUAAAGCUGCUGACAAGGUUUUAUGUUAUCUUAAACGCCAUCAUGCGUACGCUUUAAGGCUUGGAGGAGGUGAUGAUUUCUCAGUAUCAACAGAUGCCUCAUUUGCAGAUAAUACACUUGACCGUAAGAGCUCACAGGUAUAUGUCAUGACACUUUUUAGAGGAACGAUAGGAUGGCAAGCCAAUAAACAGGAUACGGUAACAACAUCAACUACUGAAGCCGAAUUGUUAGCUCUAGCUCAGGGGGUGAAGGAGGGCAAGUACGUUCUUCGACUCCUCUUAGAGUUAGAUAUUCGAUUUCAAACACCUACCCUUCACGUUUACUGCGAUAAUCAACAAACGUUAGGACUGUUAGAGAAAGACGCUCCACGACUGCGUACAAAGCUUCGACACGUUGAUAUUCACAAUCACUGGGUACGACAAGAGGUGCAGAACGGAGAUGUCCAAGUGCACUACAUGCCUACCAAAGACAUGAUUGCCAAUGGUCUUACCAAGGCUCUCAACCGACAAGAGCACCAUAUCUUUCUUAAGCAAAUAAGAGUUGAUGACAUUGGUGAACGUCUCGCUCCCCAGCAGAAGGAUAUGGAGAACCCGGAUAUCGAGGAACUGCUUUCUCUCAACGACAUGCCCGAUAAUAUAUGA
Molecule: messenger RNA, 1371 nt
Organism: Talaromyces marneffei
Lineage: Eukaryota; Fungi; Ascomycota; Eurotiomycetes; Eurotiales; Trichocomaceae
Exons: 1
Coding region: 1-1371 (456 amino acids)
Source: RefSeq, a predicted model, not a curated record